AUGACCCAAUUCGAGCGCGUGCCCCCCACAGGAUUGGCGUCACCGGCUGAUGCGCUGAUGUCCCUCAAAGUCCUCGUCAGCCGCAACUUGCCCUCGGCCGGUCAAAAGGUACUCCUGUCCAGAGCUGACAAGCUAGAGAUUGUACAAUGGCGCGAGGACAAGCCUGCGCCGCGCUCCUGGAUGCUCGAACACGCCCAAGGAGCUGCAGGGCUGCUCGUCACCCUGUCAGACAAAGUGGACGAAGAGCUCCUCUCUGCAGCCGGUGACGCUUGCAGAGUCGUCUCGACGUUCAGUGCGGGCUACGAUCACAUUGACUUGGCAAGUCUCAGGAGCAGAAACGUGAGACUGGGCUACACGCCGGAUUGUCUGACGGAUGCAGUGGCCGAUAUCACCGUUAUGCUCGCUCUCAUGGCUCAGAGACUGGGCAGAGAGUCGAUCGAUCUCGUUGCUCGGUCUCAGUGGCCAUCACAACCUUGGCACCCGCUCUUACUCUGCGGCCAGAACUUGAGAAACGCGACAGUUGGCUGCAUCGGGUUCGGACGGAUUGCUCAAGCGACCAUGGCUCGACUGAUCCCCUUUGGCAUUGCUCGCGUCAUCUACUGUACUUCCAAGCUUGGCCAGCCGGCAUCGGAAGACCUGUACGGGCUAAAGAGCAAAGUACAGACGGAACCGGCGCGCGAUCACGAUCAGUUGGCUCGAGAAUCGCACGUCCUCUUUGUCUGCUGCAGUCUGAACGACUCUACACGCAAUCUCGUCGAUAGUGCGUUCCUGAGCAAGAUGUCAAAGACUGCUUGUCUCGUCAAUACAUCACGAGGACCUAUCGUGUCAAACGAUGCACUGGCAGACGCACUAGACAAGGGUCAAAUCUGGGGCGCAGGCUUGGACGUCAUCGCGGGCGAACCCGACAUUUCUGGCGACGACAGGUUGGCGCGACACCCGCGUUGCGUCUUGCUGCCGCACAUUGGCAGUGCCGACUUUGACACACGUCACGAGAUGGCCAGGAUCUCGGCAGAGAAUCUCUUGGCUGGACUUGGACUCGGGUCAGACGAGCAGCAUCCGACGCGAAUGCUCAACGAAAAGCCGCUGUGA
This is a messenger RNA of Mixia osmundae IAM 14324, 1089 nucleotides long. RefSeq lists its product as uncharacterized. Lineage: Eukaryota; Fungi; Basidiomycota; Mixiomycetes; Mixiales; Mixiaceae. The transcript has 2 exons. Bases 1 to 1089 code for a protein of 362 amino acids. The record is from RefSeq and is a predicted model, not a curated record. Gene Ontology annotation, molecular function: hydroxypyruvate reductase [NAD(P)H] activity; NAD binding; glyoxylate reductase (NADPH) activity. Gene Ontology annotation, cellular component: cytosol.